AUGUCAUCAACUUCCAAAAAACGACGAAUCGAAGAAGAAAAAGAUGUGAGUUUAUUGGUUCAAAAAUCUUUCCAACAAUCAUAAUUUUCAGCCAAUAGUUUCCACUUCCAUUGAAAAUGAUCAAACUUCUUGGUUCGAUUUACCAUUAGAGAUGCGAGAAAACGUAAUUGAUGAAAUGGAUCCGAAUUCGAAAUGUAGAUUUACAAUUUGUUCGAAAAAAUGUGAAGAUGAGGUGAAGAAAUCGAUGGAUUAUUUGAAGAGCAUCAAAAUUACGAGAGGUUUUCGUCCAGAAAUUUAUAUUGGACACGAUGCUUUUGGUUUUCAUUAUUGUCUAGAAUUUGUGGAAAUUUCGAAUUUAUCGGAGCCAAAAACAUAUGUUUUUUAUAAAACGUAAGAAUUUAACUUUACUUUUAUUUUUUGAUAUUUAAUGGGACGAUGCGCGAAGAAAAAAACGUCAAAAAACGUGUUUCGAAACAUAAAAAUACAAUGCACGAAAUGUCGCAAAACGUCGCGAAACUCGAGUUUCUCGACAUUGAAAUGUCGCGAAACAAGCAUGAUUUUUCUCAAAAUGUGGAAAAAAUAUGGAUUUUUUUUGAAGAAAAAACAUAUCAGGAGUUGAAAAAGGAUAUAAAUUUACGAAAAUAGGGAAUAAAAACUUCUGAAAAGGAAUCUUUGUCAAAUGAAAAGUAUUAUCUGUAAAUUGCAUUUGCCACAUCUCAUGUUUCCGAAGAAAAUUGUGGUGAAAACUGUUUUAAACAAGUAAAAACAUUGUAAGAACCGAUCUCCAGUGUCUGUGGUUACAGUACGAUACAAAAAAGCAUGCUUGUUUCGCGACAUUUCAAUGUCGAAAAACUCGAGUUUCGCGACGUUUUGCGACAUUUCGUGCAUUGUAUUUUUAUGUUUCGAAACACGUUUUUUGACGUUUUUUUUCUUCGCGCAUCGUCCCAUAAAAAAAAUCUGUUUAGAACUACACAUCCAAUGGAUCUGACAAAGAAAACAGUUAUAAAAUGGGUUCAAGAAGUUGAUGGAAAAUCAGAUCAUGUUCAAAGUCUGUAUUUGAACAAAUAUCUGGAGAGAUAUCACAAAUCAAUUAUUAGAUUCGAAUUCAACGGAUACUGUUCCAAAUUCGACCAAUUUAACUUCAAAAUGUUGAAAAAUCUCAUUGACAUCGAAAUAAGAAGUGUAAACGAUAUUAUAGAAGAGGGUUCAAUGGACAAAUCACAAGUUAUUUCUGCAAAUUGGUUGAAAAUGAAAGAAGAAAAUCUUGAUUUUGAUGAUAUUCUCAAAUUCAAUGGUGUUUAUUGUAAGACAAAAUGCAACGAUUUCGAUGUAGAAAAAGCGAGAGAAUAUUUGAAAAUGUUGAAAGAUGGAAGAAUUCAUCGAAAUUUGAAUUAUAUGCAUUUGAAAACUAACCUUGAUUGGGAUGAUAUCGAUUUAGAAAAAGUCACCGAAGGAUUAGAAGUAUUGAAUUAUAAUCAAGGCGGUUGGAAUUAUGAAUUAUACUGUAAAUUUGAAAUUGAAUUAGAAAAUAGAAUUAAUGGUAAAAAUAUCGCAUAUGUUUUAUUUACCCCUCAAAAGUUUGUUGUUGAAUUGAAAUUGUGA
This is a messenger RNA of Caenorhabditis angaria, 1602 nucleotides long. The record is from the annotation of a GenBank genome assembly. NCBI's taxonomy places the organism in Eukaryota, Metazoa, Nematoda, Chromadorea, Rhabditida, Rhabditidae.